Molecule: messenger RNA, 2567 nt
Organism: Cygnus atratus (black swan)
Lineage: Eukaryota; Metazoa; Chordata; Aves; Anseriformes; Anatidae
Gene: SLC7A1
Product: solute carrier family 7 member 1
Exons: 12
Coding region: 163-2037 (624 amino acids)
Biological process (GO): transmembrane transport; amino acid transport
Cellular component (GO): plasma membrane
Molecular function (GO): amino acid transmembrane transporter activity
Source: RefSeq, a predicted model, not a curated record
GGAGGCGGGGCCGGCGCGGCCUCUUUGCCGGAGGUGUAAAGCGGCGGCGGGGAGCGCGGCGCUGCCAUGGCCACGAUGCCAGCCGCGACUGCCGCCCGCCGCCCCGCCUCGCCUCACGCCUGAGCCCGCCGCCGGCCAGGGGCCGCGGGCCCAAACACAAGGAUGGAGUGCCAGAAAAUUCUCAAUUUCGGAAACCAGCUCCUUCGCCGGAAAAACGUGGACUGCACUCGAGAAGACAGCCGGCUCUCGCGGUGCCUCAACACGUUCGACUUGGUGGCCUUGGGCGUUGGCAGCACGUUGGGUGCGGGCGUCUAUGUCCUGGCCGGGGCCGUGGCACGGGAAAACGCGGGGCCUGCCAUCGUGAUCUCCUUCUUGAUCGCCGCCUUGGCUUCUGUGCUGGCCGGGCUCUGCUACGGAGAAUUCGGUGCCCGCGUUCCUAAGACGGGAUCAGCUUAUCUGUACAGCUACGUGACCGUGGGCGAGCUGUGGGCCUUCAUUACGGGGUGGAAUUUAAUCCUCUCCUACGUUAUCGGGACCUCCAGCGUGGCCAGAGCCUGGAGCGCGACGUUCGAUGAAAUCAUCGGCCAGCACAUUGAGGAGUUUUGUAGGAAAUACAUGACGAUGGAUGCUCCAGGAGUGCUAGCCAAGUACCCAGACAUCUUCGCUGUGGUGAUAAUCAUCAUCUUAACAGGGCUUUUAAUUUUUGGUGUGAAGGAAUCUGCCCUGGUGAACAAAGUGUUCACCUGCAUCAACAUCCUCGUCCUUGGCUUCGUCAUGGUCUCUGGCUUUGUGAAAGGGUCGCUUAAAAACUGGCAGCUGACUGAAGAAGACAUUUACAACACCAGCCACGGCAUUUCUUGGGACAAUCAUACCCAGGGAGAAAAGCUCUAUGGUGUUGGAGGGUUUAUGCCCUAUGGAUUGAAAGGAGUCCUCUCAGGGGCAGCCACGUGCUUUUAUGCUUUCGUUGGAUUUGACUGUAUUGCUACUACAGGUGAGGAGGUAAAAAACCCUCAGAAGGCCAUUCCCAUCGGCAUCGUGGCGUCUCUGCUCAUCUGCUUCGUGGCUUAUUUUGGUGUGUCAGCUGCCCUGACGCUCAUGAUGCCUUACUACCAGCUGGAUACCAACAGCCCUUUGCCCAAUGCCUUUAAAUAUGUGGGUUGGGAUGGAGCCAAUUAUGCGGUAGCGGUCGGUUCCUUGUGUGCACUUUCUACAAGUCUCCUCGGCUCCAUGUUUCCAAUGCCUCGAAUAAUUUAUGCUAUGGCAGAAGACGGACUUCUCUUUAAGUUUUUGGCCAAAGUCAACGAGAAGAGAAAAACUCCAAUAAUUGCAACGGUGACAUCAGGAGCCAUUGCAGCUGUUAUGGCUUUUCUCUUCGACCUGAAAGACCUCGUGGAUCUCAUGUCUAUCGGGACCCUCCUGGCUUACUCCUUGGUGGCAGCCUGCGUGCUGGUGUUGAGGUAUCAGCCAGAGCAGCCUAAUUUGGCUUACCAGAUGGCUCGAACAACAGAGGAGACAGAUAACAACGAGUCUGUGAGCACCAGCGAGUCGCAGGCUGGGUUUCUGCCAGAGGAAGAGGAGAAAUGUUCCCUCAAAGCCAUACUGUGUCCCCCAAAUUCAGACCCUUCCAAAUUCUCCGGCUCAGUGGUGAACGUCUCGACCUUCAUCAUCGGUUUCCUUAUCGUGGGCAGCUGUAUCUUGACUGCCCUCGAGCCAAGCGUUCUGAUAAAGGCCGUGUGGAUUAUUGCUGCAAUACUGGUUCUCGUUGUCAGCUUCGUUAUAUGGAAACAGCCUGAAAGCAAGACCAAGCUUUCCUUUAAGGUACCUCUUUUGCCCCUUCUUCCUAUUGUGAGUAUUUUUGUGAACGUUUACCUCAUGAUGCAGCUAGACCUUGGCACGUGGAUACGAUUUGCAGUCUGGAUGCUCAUAGGCUUUAUCAUCUACUUCACCUACGGAAUAUGGCACAGCGUGGAAGCCACGUACGCAGCCUCGGCGGACGCGGAGAGAACCAUGGAGGCUGGCUCGGACAGCUGCAAAUGACUGCGCGCUGGGCUCACGGGCACCUGGGGAACCGCUGCAGCCGAGGCAGCUGUGCCAGGGGGGUCCCGAAGCGUUGCCCCCGGUUAAGCAGUAAUGCAGAAACCAGGAAGCACAACGUGGGAAUCCCCGGCCCUGUUGCUGCAGCUUGCAGUUUGCUUCGUAGCGCAGUUAAAAGGGAUGGCAAGGAAAAAAGCCGCACCUCUGGCAUGCUCCCGGCAGCGCUGUCAGCUAACCCGGGGCUAUGCGCUUCCCCUCCUCCCUCUCCUGUUUUUUAUUUUAAUUUUAUUUUUUAUUUUUUAGUGCGUGUAGAAAGAAAACGGCUUCUGUGUGCCAGUUAACCUUAAAUGCUGCUAUGAAACCAGGCCUCCCAAAGGCCCUCCUUUCAGUAGCCCUGGGAAUUACCUCCCCCCAGAUACUCUACCUGAUCAUACACGGAGCAGAUCCGCAAUGCUACUGUCGUGCUUAGACCAGAUCGUUACUUCACCUGAUGCGAGCUGUACCACUUGUGUACGCACAAAAAAAAACAAAAA